AUGCUGAUGGCGUUAAACCGACAUAUGUUGCAUAAUAGUCUUUUGAAGUUUCAACAACAUUUAGCAACCUCGAGUAAUACAUUAAAAGUGGUUGCUUCAAAUGUAGUGGCUAAUAACAAUGGACUGACCCAAACCAAUAGUAGAUCUAGUUCAUUUCGACAACAAUCCUCUUCUUCGGAUAGUGAAGGAGAAGACACUUUAAAAAACAACCCGUAUUACACAGCAUACGCCGAAAAAUUGGGAGAUCUCAAAAAAAAAAAUGCUAGUGCCUACCGUGAAGCAUUACGUCGUUUACGUGAAAAACAACAAGAGACUAUUGAUACUGUUGAUGCAGCAGUAGUAAAUACUACAGACACAGUGUCUGACAAAAUUAAGAGCACUGAAACCAAACCACAAGCAAAACCAAAACGAAGACCAUCCCAGACACUAUUAGUCAAACCAAAAACUCUAGAACAAGUUAUGAACAUAGAAUUGUUACGUGACAAAUCAUGGCGAGAUGUAUCUGAGAUAUGGCUGGCGUACCAUAGGACACGUGAUGAAACUCUUAGUGCUGUUAUUCCUCUAAAUCAGUUCGAAAAAUUUUAUAAUCAAUCUAUUAAAUAUCCCAUGUUUUUACUACCUCUUCCACGCAACACUAGUGGUUACGAGUUCAUAUUUGCCCAGUUCCAGCACUAUCAAGAAAAUUCAAUGUCCAAUUGCACAGUCCACUUAACACCAUUGAUCAGUUAUCAGACGUUUAAUGAAAACGCACCAGAAUGUAUGACUAUUGAAUAUUAUACAGACCUUUGCAACAACGAUAAAGCGAUUGAGCACAGUGGGUCUGAUGAUGAAUGUGUUUUGAUGAGAUCUACGUACGAUGGGAAAUUAUUAUCUGCUGCUGAAGCAGCUUGCCUAGUAAACCAGUUGCGCAUAUUUUAUGCAGUAGAUUCUGGAGUUGCAGAGAAAGAAAAACUUUUAAAAUCGUUCAACGAAGGAGAUGUAACAUUCAAACACUCAGAUGUAAUUGCUCUAGUAGAAACGUUGAGCAUUUAA
This is a messenger RNA of Macrosiphum euphorbiae (potato aphid), 1032 nucleotides long. The record is from the annotation of a GenBank genome assembly. NCBI's taxonomy places the organism in Eukaryota, Metazoa, Arthropoda, Insecta, Hemiptera, Aphididae.